Messenger RNA from Owenia fusiformis, 1197 nucleotides. The record is from the annotation of a GenBank genome assembly. Lineage: Eukaryota; Metazoa; Annelida; Polychaeta; Sabellida; Oweniidae.
AGUUUGGAGAUAAUCGAGCCAAGAUGCAACCCAUCAGGCAUAUUAUUGCUAAUUAAAAAAGAGUACACGAUGGAGGCUUUAUCAAGUUCUGACAACAAAUCAUGUUGUAAACAUUAUUAAUUGAGCUACAGGUUUGAAGUUGUGUAGACGUAAAGUCGUUUCCCAUUAGGGCAACGAUUCGCAGACAUUUUGAUGAUACCCGUGGGCCACAAAAUCAAAAUAAAGAACAAAACACCAGAGACUGGCGAAGCCUUUGGUUGUGACUUGACUUUGAUAUUAUCUUCAUUCUUAUUCGCUAAGACUAUGCAUUAUUUAUAAAGUACGUUAUAAAGGAAUUCUAGCAUUAGGUACUUGGAUUUGUCAAUAGUUGGUGUUGUUUCGCCCGCCAGACAGCACUUCACUCGCUACAUUGAUCGCUUAAAAGACAUUGAUGCGCACACAAGGGCAAUCGAGUAUAACAUGAUGAGAAUGAAUCAUUACUCUGGCAUCUUGGGAACUUAACAACGAGUCGUGCCAGGGGCGGGGGAUCGUUUGGAGAACAAGGGUGAUGUGUAAUCUAAAAUUACAAAUCAAUAAACCUGGAGGUCUCGUGCCAUACAAUCUGGAAUCAAUUACAUUUAUAGGAGGUAGAAUUCAAAAAGGUUAGGUUGUGUACGAAAUGCCACAAUAAAGGGAGAACCUGGUUAGAUGUAUACGUCAGUACCAUACAAGGAACCAGUCCAAUGUGUGGACGGGAGGGUGCUAUGUGGGGGCGCUCGCCCCAAAGAUAUGUCUUCACUGGACCAUGACGAUGCUAUAGAGAUCCUCUCGGUCCAAUUGGACAAUUCAAUAUCUCGUGAUGUCUCCGAGAGUCCGUUUUUCACAGACAUUCUCAAACAACAACGAAAUGCACAAGUUCUUGAUAAAGACGAGCCACCCACUGCCAAACAGAAAAAGGUGGCGCGGAUAGUUGGAGUGAUUGCAUUUCUAAUGAUUGCCAUGAGUAUGAUACUCGUUGGAGUGACACUGGCGAUGUCUGACCACAUUGAUGAUAUGGAUGGAUCCACUCCUGAGCCUACGCCAACCCGUAUUUCAACCAAUCAGAACACCGCCUCAAACGGAACUUUGGGCCAAUACAUGCGGAAGGCCAACAGUGAAGCACCCCACUCCAGAACUUGGACUGUCAAACCAAAAAUACACAACGACACCGGUGGAUGA